Messenger RNA from Peronospora farinosa, 381 nucleotides. Lineage: Eukaryota; Oomycota; Peronosporomycetes; Peronosporales; Peronosporaceae. The record is from the annotation of a GenBank genome assembly.
AUGACCGACACAACAGGUCCAGUGGCGCAUCGCAUUCGUGAAAAGCUACUGACCGCCUUCUCACCGCAGCAUCUGGACGUGGUGAACGAAAGUUACAUGCACAAUGUGCCCAAGGGUUCCGAGACGCACUUCAAGGUGGUGGUGGUGACCGACCAAUUCGAAGGUAAGCCAUUGAUCCAGCGUCAUCGCAUGGUCAACGCCGUUUUGCAGCAGGAGCUGGACGACGGUGUGCACGCGCUCAGCAUCCUCAGCAAGACGCCAAAGCAGUGGGAAGCCAACGCCAUGGUCAAGCCCUCGCCUAGUUGUCGUGGCGGCAUGGCAGCGGACGAGACGAAAAAGGAGUUUCUGGAGAGUCUGAAGACGAAGAACCAAAGUGAGUAA